AUGGCUGUCGAUACAAGUUACCUGACCACUCAGGUCAAUAAUAUUGUGGAGCAGCUGCAUGGUAUCUUUGAUGACAUUGGUGUUCCUGCUCAUGAGCGCGACACUCGCGAAGCAGAGCUAUUCAAUGCUCUGUCGGAGAGUUUAAACAAUCAUCUGAAGCUCGUUGAUGAAGAAAAGGAGCAGAUGACACAAGAGGCUCAGCGCCUGAUCACAACUAUUCAACAAAUAGAGGUUUCUCUCGGUGACGAGAGAGCCAAUGGCCAAUAUGAGCUGAACCGCGACGAUGUUCGCAUUACCUACCCGCUCAACCGGUGUAUCGCAUUCUUGCGCGAGAAGUGCGAGGCAAUGACCAAGUUGCACCGCGAGCGUUUUGAGCAAGUCAAGAAACUUGUCGAUGCGCUCGAGUCCUACUCCUCCCACCUGGAGGCCUCAUUCCUUAUCAUUGAACUGCCUCCCACCGCACCCGGCUCGACUAUUCCCCCAAGCUUCGACCUUUCACCCGAUUAUGUUACAUCUCUGGACUCCGAGUUUAGUCGCGUCUAUGAAGAAUACCACCGUCGUGUUUCCUUCGUUCAGACUACCUCCGAGGAGAUCAUUAAGAUGUGGGCCGAGCUUGGAACCCCCCAGGUCCAGACCGAUUCCAACAUUGUCAAGCAUUAUCGCGAUUCUCCCGAGCAGCUUGGCCUGCAUGAAGGCGACCUUGCCAACCUCAAAGCUAGACGUGACAAGCUGAUGGAUGAGAAGAAGGGUCGUGAGCGCAAGAUUAAGGAGCUCCGAGCAACCGUUGAGGGCUUGUGGGAGCGCUUUGGUGUCGAGGAGUCAGACCGCAAGGCAUUCUUGGCCGCCAAUCGUGGUUGUGGUAUGCGCACCAUCAAUGAAUUCGAGGAGGAACUGAAUCGUCUCAAUGAACUCAAGAGACAGAACAUGCACCUAUUCGUCGAGGAUGCUCGCGUCCGUUUGCAGGAACUCUGGGAUAGUCUAUUUUUCUCCGAAGAGGAGAUGCUCGAUUUUACCCCUGCUUUCUCUGAUGUGUUUAGUGACGCUCUUUUGGAGGCUCAUGAAGGCGAGAUCCAACGAUUGGAAGCCCUCAAAGAACAACGUGCCCCUGUUUUGGAGAUGAUUGAAAAGCACCGUGGCCUGCUGGCAGACCGUGAAGCUUUGUCUACAUCCAGCCAGGAUGCUUCGCGUCUUAUGGCUCGCGGGAAUAAGGGUGAGAAGCGUGAUCCUGGAAAGCUUUUGAGAGAAGAGAAGAUGCGAAAGCGUAUUUCAAAGGACUUGCCUAAGCUUGAGGCAGACCUUCGGAAAGAGCUUGAGCAUUGGGAGGAUGAGUUUGGCCGGCCUUUCCUGGUCCACGGUGAUCGCUAUCUUGAUAACUUGACUCGUACUGCCACAAGACCCCCACCUCGCUCAAAGACACCCUCUGCUCCUCCUUCUACCAUCAAGUCCAAUCCUAUCCGACAGCAGCCACCAUCGCGACCUGGAAGCUCCAUGCGUGGGCCUCCUCCGCCUCGCUCCGCUACAAAGACUCCCAAUGGAAGUCGUCCUGUGAAGCAUAACACAAUCGGAUACGGUGGAUCCAGGUCAGGAGCCACCUCCCCCUCCAAGCUUCCUGCGCGGGCUCCUCUGAGCAACAUGCCUCUCGGAAACAACUCUCCUGAACGUCGCACUGGUCCCGGUACUUAUUCAUCCAGUACCCUCAAUAGCAAGAUGCUUCCACCCCGUAAUGCGCCGCCCCGCAUGCGUGCCUUGACCGUGGAGUCGAAGGAGCGCCACAGCCAUAUCUUGGAGCCCCCGCGCUGCAACAGUGCCAUGUCGAACGCCUUUGUCCGACCUGUCAGCCCAGAGGAUGUCUACGAUGACCGUCAGCGGUCUUUCAUGAGCGCAUCUGUCAUGUCAAACUCUCAACGGUCAACCGGCUUCUCACAUUCCUCUACCUCUUCCCUGUCAUCGCUGUCGUUGAGCUCUUCCCAACAGGGAUACCCACGUAUGAACCCGUAUCUCUCGCAGGCACCACCACCCCCAGCACUUCGUCAAACCUCCAACUCCUCCACCGUUAAUACCGCCACCUCUGGUUCCGAAAACUGGGAGACCUUUGACGAUGGAUCCGAAUCCGAUGUUGAUUCCAGUGAUAUUUACUACGCCAAGUUGCGUGCUGGACAAGGCAAGCGCUUUGCUCCAGAUGAUGGCUUGGACCUCAUGGGCAAGAAAAGCAAGGGUAUCAGAAGCGUGAGCCCAGAUGGACCCCACCCAGGCCAGGUCCUCCGUGUUGCGGGUAGUGACAACGAGUGGAAUGAUGACUUCGAAACCUACUAA
Messenger RNA from Penicillium pulvis, 2313 nucleotides. Its product is annotated as putative microtubule associated protein (Ase1). The coding region runs from base 1 to 2313 and encodes 770 amino acids. Gene Ontology annotation, cellular component: cytoplasm; mitotic spindle midzone; spindle. Gene Ontology annotation, molecular function: microtubule binding. Lineage: Eukaryota; Fungi; Ascomycota; Eurotiomycetes; Eurotiales; Aspergillaceae. The record is from RefSeq and is a predicted model, not a curated record. Gene Ontology annotation, biological process: mitotic spindle midzone assembly; microtubule cytoskeleton organization. The transcript has 4 exons.